Messenger RNA from Daucus carota subsp. sativus, 693 nucleotides. RefSeq names its product protein NUCLEAR FUSION DEFECTIVE 6, mitochondrial-like. The coding region runs from base 73 to 342 and encodes 89 amino acids. The transcript is spliced from 3 exons. Gene Ontology annotation, cellular component: mitochondrion. NCBI's taxonomy places the organism in Eukaryota, Viridiplantae, Streptophyta, Magnoliopsida, Apiales, Apiaceae. The record is from RefSeq and is a predicted model, not a curated record.
GCUAGGGUUUAGGCAAAGGCAGAAUACAAAAACAAUCUCUCCUCCGUAUUUUGUAGGGAGUCACCAGGAGCCAUGUCUGGAGCCGCAGCUAGAUCCGCAGCUCGAUCCAUUUUCCAAGCCGCCGCUUCUCGUGGCGGCGCGGCUAGGUUCGCUUCAAGCGCCAAAGCUUCCCGCUCUCCAUUUCGCACGUCCACCAGAACGCCUCUCGCCAAUCGUCUCUUCAGCUGUCCUUGUGAAUUGAGUUCGAUGCAGCCGUUCCACACUGCCACUGCUUCCGCUUUGAUGACUUCGAUGCUCACGCUCUCGCGGCGUGGUUACGGUUGGCUUCCUGAAGAUCUCUAAGAAUUCAGUCAGUUUCCAUUCUUUUCGCCCACUUUUAACGAAGUUCAACGUGCUUUAAUCUUCCCUGUUGUAGGCAUUGACAAGACUAGAUGAAGUUCGAGAUGCAACUUUGGAAUAAAAUAAAUUUGUGAUUUUUUGAAGUUUUUUUAUACCCUAGAUUGCUGUUUAAAUUGAAUUCUAUUCAAGUUCAGUAUUAAAGCACAUGUUUGAUGACAAAAGCACAGUCAUCUUUUAUAGAUCUUGUUCAAGUAUAUGUUAAGAUAUACAUGAUUAUGUAGCCUUCUCUAUCGAAUAGCUUUAAAUGGUUUAUUGUUUGUAUGAACCUUUCAAUAUCUCUGCACUUUUUCUGAA